AUGCCAGAAGAAAAACAUUCAUUAAGUUAUCCAAUCGAAAAUGUUCCUGUUUUUAAACGUGAUCACGAUGAUCACGUUGAAGGUGAUGGUCACAAUGAUCACGAUGAUAAACAUGGUUCAACCGGUUAUGGAGGUUCUUCUGCCGCUUCUUUGUCCAUUCAAUGGUCUUUGAUGGCUGUUGCCGCGACAUUUCUUACAACUUUAAUUGGAUUCUGA
Messenger RNA from Funneliformis geosporum, 216 nucleotides. Lineage: Eukaryota; Fungi; Glomeromycota; Glomeromycetes; Glomerales; Glomeraceae. The record is from the annotation of a GenBank genome assembly.